UGGUAAGUUCUAUGGCACUCUCGCUCAAAGGAGUGAACAAUUGAACAAUGAAACCCAUCGCCUGAGUAACUUAUCCUUGGGAGUCUCAAUUAUUUAUUAAGGUCGUGUCCGGACUCCUCCAACUUUUUUUUUGUUUUUUUUUUUUAAUUUCUUCCGAUCUUCCCUUUCUCACUCGUCGCUCUCCUACCUAAGAGGAUCGGUCGCCUUCCAGCACCUUCGACAAUCCAUUAGUCUAGCCAGGUCCUGCACGAAGUUGAUAUAACGGGGCUAUCAAGAGUUAUUGUAUAUUAAAAUUACCGCAUGUAAAUUCCAGAGAUGACGAUGGCAUUUAAUGUACUUCAAGGUCCAGAAAAACUGCGACAAGUUACCAAAUUGUUGGACUCUUUGGAGAAAGAUAUUCAAUCGAAAACCUUGACUUCUUCGCAGAGAACACAGACCUUGUUACAACUUAGGCAACACGGUACCAGCCCGGACAAUGCUGGGCCCAUCUAUUCGAAGAGGGGAAUUGAAAUCCUGUCGAAAUAUGGGGUUGAUGGGGAGACAAACGACGUGCGUCGAGCUGCCCUUCGUUGCGUUGCGAAUGCUCUCUUGUUGGAUGAGAAUAUGCGCCAGAUAUUCGCGGAUACCGGUCGAGGCGGUAAAUUGGCAGAGAUGCUCAAGUGUGAUUCUUCCGAAGACGAAAUGGUCAUCAGUCGGAUCCUGUUCCUGUCAACUUAUGACACCAAUAUGGAUUUCGAAGUGUUGAUCAAUGAGCAUUCCUUGGGUGAUAAUGUCAACUAUCAAAUUCUCCGUCAUUCCAAACAGUUCCCAAAGUCUGGAAGGAAGCCUUUAUCUCAGAUUGAUGAGUUGGCUUUCACUGACACAUUGAAGCUUGUAUUCAACGUGUCCAAGCUUUUUCAAGAUCUAUCUCCUACUUUUUCGCCUUCAAUCCCCUAUAUCUUCAAGAUUAUCAGCCGUAUCGACAUUCCGUUCAAACCCUUGGAUGGUCUUUUAGGAACUCUACUAAACUGCCUGUCAACCCUCGAUCUUGAAAAUAAAAAGGGGAAGCCUUUUGACAGCAGCCCUUUAUUUCCCACAUUUAACCAAAAUUGCAACGUGGACAAAUUGAUCAACGUUCUAGAUCAGUCUGUAUCGCUCUAUAGCCCUGCGGAGCUCGAAACAAAGGCCAUUCCACUUCUUCACUCGCUGAUCACUAUUCAUGAAUUGGCGCCAGAAGGCCCCCGUAAGUAUAUGCAGUGGCUCCUCUUACCCGAUGAUAGUGACAGAAGUCGACCCAUCGGACAGUCCGAUACUCUCUCUUCAAAACUGCUUAAACUUUCAACCAUGCCACAACCGAACCUCAAAAUUGCAAUCUCUGAGCUCAUGUUUGUCCUUUCCGGAAAGAACGCCGAGAAUCUGACCAAGAAUAUUGGCUAUGGAUUUGCUGCGGGACUGCUUGCCUCACGUGGCAUAGAUAUUCCUCAAACCGCAGGCGAAGCAUUUGCGACAAAUGCUGAAGGGCUUGAUCCAGAGGUGAACCCAAUAACAGGACAGAGAUGGGAUGCAGAGCAACAAGACACCGGUCCACCUAUGACCCAGGAAGAGAAAGAGCGAGAGGCAGAAAGGCUUUUCGUGCUUUUUGAGAGGGCCAAGGCAAAUGGUAUUCUCACCGUGGAGAACCCUGUUACACAAGCACUUCGCGAGGGAAGGUUUGAAGAGUUGUCCGAUUCUGGUGAUAGCGAUUGAAUUUUGGGAAUGCCCACUAUGAUUGCAUUCUUCAUCCGUUUUUCAAGUAUUCCAGUCGUACUGAGUUCAUCACUACCUAGUAGUAUAUAAAGCGCAUUAAAAUCUAAUUCGGACUGUUUAUAAUCAUCCCAGUCCAAGACUGAGCUUAAAUCAGCUCUAGGAAAGCAAUAUCACAUUAUUACAUCUUGAAUGUUUAAUAAGACAGCAGCAGAUUUGCCUCAUUCGUAAAUUCUGUACCUUUCGC
Molecule: messenger RNA, 1969 nt
Organism: Aspergillus ochraceoroseus IBT 24754
Lineage: Eukaryota; Fungi; Ascomycota; Eurotiomycetes; Eurotiales; Aspergillaceae
Product: synembryn
Exons: 7
Coding region: 316-1725 (469 amino acids)
Biological process (GO): G protein-coupled receptor signaling pathway
Cellular component (GO): cytoplasm
Molecular function (GO): G-protein alpha-subunit binding; guanyl-nucleotide exchange factor activity
Source: RefSeq, a predicted model, not a curated record